Xenia sp. Carnegie-2017 is the source of this 6195-nucleotide messenger RNA. Its product is annotated as insulin receptor-like. Gene Ontology annotation, cellular component: signaling receptor complex; membrane. Gene Ontology annotation, biological process: cell surface receptor protein tyrosine kinase signaling pathway; protein phosphorylation; positive regulation of kinase activity. Gene Ontology annotation, molecular function: transmembrane receptor protein tyrosine kinase activity; protein binding; ATP binding. The record is from RefSeq and is a predicted model, not a curated record. Lineage: Eukaryota; Metazoa; Cnidaria; Anthozoa; Malacalcyonacea; Xeniidae. The coding region runs from base 1548 to 5690 and encodes 1380 amino acids. The transcript is spliced from 32 exons.
AUCUGAUUAUCUAAAUAUGAAUUAUCGCACCUAUUACAGAGAGCCAAUUUCAAAGCUUUUAGUGACAAGUUGCUUUUUUAUUCUUAUCAUUGAAUGAUUAGAAGAUCAUGAACUGCUAUACAAUAAACUUUAGUUGUUUAAUAAAGUAUGGCAACGAGGAAGAGUUUAUUACGAAGUGUGUGGGGUUUUGGUUGAAAAAAAACGAGUUCUGUUUGAAGAAAUAGAGAAAAUUUCAUUUAGAUGUAACGAAUGGAUUCCAGAUUUUGAGGUAAUGGGAAACGGCUAAAUGUUUGGAGGAAAGGAAGAGUUUAUUUUGAGAUAUUGGCCUAUAAUGGGAGAUGAUUUUUCUGCAAAUUGAAGUGUUUUUCCUAAGAAAUGGGGAAAGGUUUGUUUUAAGUUUUGCAAAGGUUUGUGGUUUCUAAAAGUAAUGACAAAAGAUGUGCUCAAGAAGAACAGGAAAUGCUAAGGAAAAAUGGAGAAACGUUUGCUUGGCGGAAAUGGGGAAAAUAACAAAUAAGAUGUUAGUGUUUAAAUUUAGUACACAAUGAUCGAAGUCCCAACAGCGAAAACAUAAAAUUGCAGCAAGUUUAUCGACUUUUAGAAACAAAAAUUCUCACCACAGCUCUGACGACAACAGUUUCGAUUUCUGUGUUAUGAUGGCCUGAUCCAAACACAGGCAUCGACCAAUCAAGCAGAACACGCAUUUCGCUUAUAUAUGUUAUUUUAUAAUACAUUAUACAAACUGAUGUUUCCUUUAUUCCUGAAUUUAAUCAUCUCCAGCAAGGCGGUUAGCCACUUACGCUUAAAUAGUUUUCAAAGUAUAUUUACGAUAUCACGAUGUACUCCAGAAUCUUCAUAAAUAGACAGUGGCCAAUGAAUGAAUUGCGAAAUGAAAAGCACCACGAUAGGUGAGAUGAACGACAAUUUUUUGUAAAGCAAACAUCUUAUUAGCGUCGCAUUAAGUGCGAAUGCGAAUGAACUGAUCAUUUCAGCAAACAGAUUUGCGAAUGACUCUGGGAAGCCCAUUUUUUUAAAGUUUGCAGCGGAUAUGAGCGCAAUUCCAGCUGAAAAAACGCUUUUGCGUGGAGACAAACACAAUGACAAUGACGUGUACUCAAAAACAUCGGACGUUUUUUAUACAUCGUUAAAUGAAGCGUCGUUUUUUAAAACCACAGUCGUUAUCCGUAAAUUCAACGCAAGGGAUCUUGGCUUUCAUUGAUAAAUGGCUUAUGUUCGGUAAUGUUGUAAUAUUCUCGAUGGCAAAGAUAAAUGAAUAGGAAUCCUCGACACACGAGCGGACUCCACGACAAACCAAGCACUUUAAGUGCUAUUUCAUAUCAUUGUUUAUUCUUUAGACUGUCACUAAAUCGUAUUUUGUAAUCUGAUAUAUUUUGUUGUUCUCUCGUAAAAUCGAAGUUCUUUAAAGUAUUAAUACUUUUAAAAUGAAAACGCUUAUUUUAAUCCAGCAUUUUAUGUACAAAUAACAUAACUUGCCGGUUAAAGAAGGCUAUAUUCGUGUUUCAUAAGUCAAUUAUAAUCAAGAAGACAUGUUAGACAAGGUCAUAGCGAUCGCGAGUUCUUUAUUUGUUGUCGAAGCUCUAUUGCAGGCGAACCCAGACAUUACCAGCGACGCUUAUCAUGUUUGUACGGAGAAGAUAAUAUCUGUAAUGACAACAUCGCAUAAGGAAGGAAAUAAAACCAUAUACAGCUGUAUUGGUUGCAAAAAACUGCGUCGUUGUACAAGUGUUUACGGUAGCGUCCACUUGAAGAAAAUUGCAAUCAGUUCGAAAAAUGAAUUUUUAAGUGAGCAGUUACGAUUUCCAAAACUUCGCGAAAUCACUGGACAUUUGAUCGUGACAUUCUUAUUGCAAGGAGUUUACAGCUUAAGCAACAUUCUCCCGAACUUGGCGGUGAUCCGUGGUCGUUUGGAGGACUUGUUUCAGGGAUACGCUUUGGUGGUUUAUCAAAAUGAUGCCCUUCUAAACUUAGGAUUAGAUUCUCUGACCACAAUCCAACAGGGUGGCGUUAGAAUCGAGCACAAUGAUAGACUGUGUUUCUUGAAUCAAGUGCGAUGGAAAUCUGUGAUGCAGAAUGGAGAAUCCAAGAAGUAUGACUUGGUGAAGAAAGAUAAUUCCGGAGAUUGUUUUAUGACUUGUUCACAUAGAUGUCAUACACCAAGCGGUCAUGGUCUUUCUGGAAAUAAAUAUUGUUGGGGAAGAUACAGAAAGAAUUGUCAAAAAUUAUGUGAUCAAAGAUGUGGAUAUAAUGGUUGUGAAAAAGACACUACAGACCGAUGCUGUCAUUCUCAAUGUCUUGGUGGUUGUACUCAAGCAAAUUCACCUCAUCAUUGCUACGCGUGUCGUAGUUUACGUUUGGAAAAUGGUUCAUGUGUUCCUAACUGUCCUCUUGGAUUGAAGGAGGUGCACAAUUUUAUUUGCGAGAAGAAAUGUCGACAAGAUGGAAAAUAUGAGUUGCACGGGAAGUGUUAUAAAAAAUGUCCGAUUGGUUUUAAAGAGGACGAUGAUAAAGAAAUGUGCAUCAAAUGUCAUGGUUGCCCAAACGAAUUGAACUUGCUGAUGACCAAAUAUAUUCCAACGUUGAAAAUCAACAGUUUAGCGAAAUCUGCCGAAUUGAAAGGAUAUACAAUUCUUACUGGAAAUUUGGAGAUUGAAAUAAAGAAUGUUCCAGGUACAAAAAAUAUCGCCGGAGUGUUAAAGGAACAUAUGGGGAGUCUGCGGGUUAUUAAUGGAUACUUGUUGAUUCGGCAAUCAACCCCAUUGAUUUCUCUGAAUUUUUUGAGAAAUCUUACAAGAAUUAAUGUUCAACGAAAUGGAUUCACACUAAAAAACUAUGCCCUUGCCAUAUUUGACAACCCGAACCUCAUGUCAUUGUGGGAUUUUCAUCCAAAUUUUACGAUUGCUGGCUCAAAGAACGGAGUUUUUAUUCAGUUAAAUCCUCGCCUGUGUCCUUAUACUAUAGAUCCUUUGGUAAAGGAUGUUUUAAAACGUAACUAUAGUGAUCGGUCCGUUGAUGUAUCCAAAACGACCAACGGAAACUCUAUAACAUGUGACGUGUUAUUUGUCAACCUAACUGUCACCAGUGCUAGAUGCUCGAUAUGUGUUAGAGUUUCUUGGCCAAACGUAGUCUCCCGGGAAGAUUAUCGUAAUGUUGUGUUGUAUUCAAUAUGGUAUAGGGAAACCACAAGAACUGAUUUAAGGGAAUAUGAUGAUAUCGACGCAUGCAACUCAGAUCAUGUGUGGAGUCAUAAAGAUGUUCUUGCGUCCAGACGAAGAACUGGAGGUCCAGUUAUCAGCGAUGUUCUCCACAGUUUGAAAGCUUACACUUUAUAUGCUUUUCGUGUCGAAGCUCUUGUUAUCGCAGGCCCAGGAGUUAAAAGUCACAUUACUUAUUUCAAAACGAGAGAAACCAAGCCCUCGACUCCUCAAGAUCUCGAAGCAAAUUAUCUUACCUCAUCCUCUCUUCAAUUAAAAUGGCGAAAACCGUUUUAUCCUAAUGGCAAUCUCACUCAUUACGUCAUCCGCUAUCAUGAGAUAAUUGUCAAUUAUGGUACAGAGGACAAUGACUUAUGUAAAAGUCACGUGAGUAUCCAAAACCAGGACAAAAAGACUUUGAGCAAAGACGAACCCAACAACAACACUUGUCCCGUUAACAAAACCUGCAACUGUUUGAAUGAGGAAGUUGGGGAAGUAAAUCCCGAUUUAGAGGAAGCCUUGUUUGCUAAACAGUUUCAAGAUACAAUUUUAUCCACCGUUUUUGUAAAGAGAGAUAAGAAGGACGACGAUGAUGAUGAUAAAGACAAAGACAAAAACAGGAUCAAGGAUGGUAAGAAUACCAGCAAAACAACCUCUUCACCACAUCAAGAAAUUGCAACGAAAUCCGGCUACCAAGAUUGCGACAAGAAGCUCGGACAUAAAGAAUGCUAUGGAGAAAAUGUUUACUGUUUUUGCGUCACUGUGAUGAACACUACGUCACUUCCUCCGACUGAGCCUGCAAUCACUACGGUUACUACAACAAAACAGAUGAUAGAAUUACAUAAUCUCAAGCAUUUCACAACUUAUAGUUUUGAGGUGUGUGCGUGUAACGCAGGCGCAGGUUGCAGUAAAAAUGAAGGAUUCAGGAAACAAUGUGCGACAGCGACGGGGAGAACGGAUAAAGAUGUGAAUGCAGAUAGUGUUGGUGAUACUCUGACAUUUUCCGCUAGCAAUAAAACAAAACAGUUUACAUUACGUUGGCAAGCUCCUCCCAAUCCUAAUGGUAUUGUUUUCAACUACGACCUUGCUAUUAUGUACAAGAAUCACAAAAACAACUACACGAAAAAUGAAUCUCACUGCAUUUUGGCUUCCGAAACGGAAUACUCGAAAACUGAUGCAUCUGUUGGGGAGUACUGGGUCCGAGUACGAGCAAAUACUCUCGCUGGUCAAGGCUUGUGGACCGAAUGGGUGAACUUUGUUAUUGUAAAUAUCAUAAAAAACCCAGUGAAACCAGUUGCUUCAAAGGAUGCAAACAUAACGACUGUCAUUGGUGUUAGUGUAACUGCCGUGGUCAUUUUUGCUAUUGUGUUUGCUGUUUUAACUUACUCGCUUAUAAGAAGGCACAAGAAAAAUAUUUCCGGAGUUCUUUUUUCUUCGACCAAUCCAGAAUAUUGGAAUUGUUCUGAAGUGUAUGUACCUGAUGAGUGGGAAGUCCCUCGAAAGAACAUCACUCUGAUUCGUGAACUAGGUAAUGGGUCUUUUGGUAUGGUCUGGGAAGGAGAAGCUGUUGAUAUAUUACCUGGUGUACCGUGCUGUAAAGUUGCUGUGAAGACGGUCAGUGCUAACAGUUCUAUUCGCGAUAAAGUAGAAUUUUUAAAAGAAGCAUCAAUAAUGAAAGCUUUUCACUGCAAUCACGUUGUACAGUUAUUGGGCGUAGUCUCUGAUGGUGAUCCAGUAUUGGUAAUGAUGGAGCUAAUGGAAAAUGGUGAUUUGAAGGGUUUCUUAAGGAAACGACGACCUGACACUGAAGAAGAACCAUUGCUUCACCCCCCAACUGAAUUUGAACUUUAUCAAAUGGCUGCUGAAAUAGCAGAUGGAAUGGCGUAUCUUUCAGAUAGAAAGUUUGUACAUCGGGAUCUAGCGGCAAGGAAUUGCAUGGUAUCUGGUAAUUAUGUAUGUAAGAUUGGAGAUUUUGGAAUGGCUCGUGAUGUUUAUGAAACAGAUUAUUAUCGAAAGGGCGGCAAAGGAUUCCUUCCUGUCCGUUGGAUGGCUCCUGAAUCGUUGAAAGAUGGAGUGUUUUGUAGCGCAUCAGAUGUAUGGUCCUACGGUGUUGUUCUCUGGGAAAUGGCAACUCUUGCUGAACAACCAUAUCAAGGAAAAUCUAACGAAGAAGUCAUGAGAUUUGUUCUCGAUGGAAACACGAUGGAAAUUCCGUCAUCAUUUCCUAAAAAUUUAACGGAGAUCAUCCUUUCAUGCUGGGAAUACAAAGACAAAAAUAGAUUAUCUUUCUUCUCCAUUGUUGAAAAACUUGAACGAUUUUUAUCCAUUGAAUUCACUGAGAGAUCAUUUUAUCAUGACAAGGGAUUACGCCGUAAUACAGAUUCAUGCAGUCUCAUUAGCUCUGCUACUGAAAAUGGCAAUAUGGAUGUUUUUGUUCAAUUAUCUUCACCAACUAACGAUAAGGAAAGUUUUGUAUGAAAAUUCGUAGUUCCUUGAAGUUUAACACAGAUCGCUCAAGGUUGGAGUGGAAAUAUGAGCACGCAGCCCAAAUAAUAUUCCAAUAUUUCAAAUGAAAUUAAUGGCAAAUUCAUGUUUUGUUUUUAAACUGUCAUUUUCCACAAAUAUUACUUUAUGGAAACUGAAUUUCUGUAUCAGAUUAGUAAUUUCAAUCCCUGAUCUAAACCUUAAGCCCAGCGGAUACGACAAAAAUUCAAGCAUUAAGCAUUAAUAUUUUGAAAAUGCUUUCCUGUUGAGCGCAAUGUUUAACAAAUGGUUGGGGCUCCAGCGUUUACAAAUUCAUUAUUAUCAAACUUAGUCAACGGAAUCUUUGCACUCUCUCAAAAUUAUCCUAAUGAAAUGAAAUUUUUGCUGCUAAAAUGAUAAAUUUUUUUAUAUUGUCACGCAAAAUAUAAUGUAGAAAUAUUUGGCAAAAAUGUGCCUGUAGAUAUCAAUGAUUGUAAGAAAAUAAAUUAUGCAAAAAUUA